Messenger RNA from Dryobates pubescens (Downy woodpecker), 1012 nucleotides. Its product is annotated as tropomyosin beta chain-like. The transcript has 9 exons. NCBI's taxonomy places the organism in Eukaryota, Metazoa, Chordata, Aves, Piciformes, Picidae. Gene Ontology annotation, molecular function: actin filament binding. Gene Ontology annotation, biological process: muscle contraction; actin filament organization. The record is from RefSeq and is a predicted model, not a curated record. Gene Ontology annotation, cellular component: actin filament.
AUGGACGCCAUCAAGAAGAAGAUGCAGAUGCUGAAAUUGGACAAGGAAAAUGCCAUCGACCGUGCCGAGCAGGCAGAGGCCGACAAGAAGCAGGCGGAGGACCUCUGCAAACAGCUGGAGGAGGAACAGCAGAGCCUGCAGAAGAAGCUGAAGGGCACAGAGGAUGAGGUGGAGAAGUACUCUGAGUCUGUCAAGGAGGCCCAGGAGAAACUGGGGCAGGCGGAGAAGAAAGCUACAGAUGCUGAGGCUGAAGUGGCUUCUCUGAACCGCCGUAUCCAGCUGGUGGAGGAGGAGCUGGACUGAGCCCAGGAGAGCCUGGCCACUGCCCUGCAGAAGCUGGAGGAGGCUGAGAAGGCAGCUGAUGAAAGCGAGAGCAGUAACAUCUUCUGGCUUGGGCUUUCCUCAGAGGUCAUUGAAAACAGGGCCACGAAGGAUGAGGAAAAGAUGGAGCUCCAGGAAAUGCAGCUGAAGGAGGCGAAACACAUAGCAGAGGAGGCUGACCGUAAAUAUGAGGAGGUUGCCCGCAAGCUGGUUGUCCUUGAGGGAGAGCUGGAGCGCUCAGAGGAGAGGGCAGAGGUGGCAGAGAGUAAAUGUGGUGACCUAGAGGAGGAGCUGAAAAUUGUCAUCAACAACUUGAAGUCCCUGGAAGCCCAGGCUGACAAAUAUUCCACCAAGGAGGACAAGUAUGAGGAGGAUAUCAAGCUUCUAGGGGAAAAACUGAAGGAGGCUGAGACCCGGGCAGAAUUUGCAGAGCAGUCUGUGGUGAAUCUGGAGAAAACCAUUGAUGAUCUAGAAGAGGAGUCUGGCAGUGCCAAAGAGGAGAACAUGGGUAUCCACCAGGUCCUGGACCAGACCUUGUUGGAGCUGAACAACCUUUGAGCUGCCUGGGGAGCCCCUGUCCCUCUUCCCUACCCACAUGGGCACCUCACUGGCAUACUCAAGCUGUCACCUGAAUUGUGUCUUGACCAAAUACACACACCCAUUAAGAAGGGAAGCACUUGCAAGCCUUAAA